Molecule: messenger RNA, 4178 nt
Organism: Kogia breviceps (pygmy sperm whale)
Lineage: Eukaryota; Metazoa; Chordata; Mammalia; Artiodactyla; Physeteridae
Gene: KBTBD11
Product: kelch repeat and BTB domain containing 11
Molecular function (GO): protein binding
Source: RefSeq, a predicted model, not a curated record
AUCAGGGGAGGAACAGUUUUUUAAUAUCUAAAUAAUCCCAUAUGUUUUAUUCACCAAACUUUCCAGCACUGAAAAGUCACAGUCCCCAUUCUCAGCGUAUCUGAACCCUAUAACCUGAAAAUGGUGGAGGGAAAUGGGGUAGAUGCCACCGACACAAAACAACCCUAUGGAAAAAUGCAAAUUCCAACAUUCCGUCUCUUUCUCCUAUAAACAGGAACACAGAGAGCGUGGUGACAUGACAUGGAAACACCUGAUAUUCCAACAAAGGAAGUCGCAGAGGAAGGCUCCCGAUGGAUGAAGGAGGAAAGCCGGUCUAGGGUGUGCAGUGACUGUGUCUUCCUAACCCCCACCUGGCGACUGAACCAUGCCCUCCCCGCUUCCAGGUGAACACUGUCGAGGCAGGCCCAUCGGGAGCGCUGCCCAUGCCGGGACACACACAGAUAUUGUCCGGCUGACCAUCCCUAAACCUGAAUCGCACUUGGGAGUCACGCACAAAAGGAAAGCUCCCUGGGGCGGCUCCCUGUAAAAGAGCAGUAAAGUCAGUGUUCUGAAGUGUGGACUGCAGCCCGUCUCUGAUUCGUUGGUCCUCAGAGACAGAGAUGUGAUGGAAUGUGGAGGGAUAAACACUGACUCAGGAAGAAAGGGCAGGCCCAGUUCCUCAGGAGCACCUGACAGCUCAGUUCCGCAGAGCAGGAGCUACAGACAGAGCCGCGGCUGCGGCUGCAGGGCGGUCCUGUCCGUGGACUGAUCAUCACCACGCGGCGCGGAGACCGGCCGCCGGGCGGGAACCUUGCCAGGUUCACAAGUUCAGCCGGGAGCGCGCUCGAGUCGACACACCCCUUUCGCCGGAGAGGAGGGCGGGCGGGCGCGAGGGGAGCUGCGUGCGGUUGAAAACCAGUGUGGACACGAGUGAAAUCUGAUCGCGCGCCGGCAGAAGCGUGUGAAGGCAGGAGCCCCGGAGGAGCGAUCGCCCUUGGGCAGCCCGAGUCCGGGCGAAGUCAUGCCGGGCUGCUGAGCGGGGACGGCAGCCGGAGCGAGCGCUCGCAUGGAGAGCCCGGUGGCCCCCUGCGUCCUCUACCCGGGGGACGGAGCGUGCGGCCAGGCGGGGGGCCGGGGCGACGCUCCCGAGGCUCCGGGAGAGGGCGGCCUGCAGCCGCCGGACGCGGCCGUGGGGGAGGGCGCUGCGUCCCCGGCGCAGACACCCUGCAGUCUCAGCGCGUCCCUGUGCUUCAGCUCCGGGGACGACUCCCCGCCCUCUUGUCGCCGCGGCCAGCGGGUGGUGCAGAGGCAGUGGGAAGUCGGCAGCGCGGGCGCCGCGUCCCCGGAAGGGCGCGCGUCCCCUGAGGCUCCCGUGUCCCCCGAGGAGCGCACGUCCCCAGAAGAGUCCGCGUCCCCGGAAGAUCCCGCGUCCCCCGGGGAGCGCCCGCCGUCCGAAGAGCCCACGUCCCCGGAAGAGCCCGGGGACCCCGCGCCCGUGCCCCCCGGCGUCGGGCCAGAGCACGGGGAGCCCGACCUGCUCAUCGAGGUGUCGGGCCGCCGGCUGCGGGCGCACAAGGCGGUGCUGGCGGCGCGCAGCGACUACUUCCGCGCGCGCGCGUCGCGGGACGUGCUGCGGGUGCAGGGCGUGGGCUGGGCGGCGCUGCGGCUGCUGCUGGCCUACGCGUACAGCGGGCGCAUGGCGGGCGUGCGGCCCGACAACGUGGCCGACGUGGUGGCCGGCGCGCGCCGCCUACAGCUGCCCUGCGCCGCGCAGCGCGCCACCGACGCUGUGGCGCCUCAGCUGAGCCUGGCCAACUGCUUCGAGGUGCUGAGCGCGGCCAAGCGGCAGCGGCUGGCCGAGCUGCGCGAGGCCGCCUACCGCUUCAUGAGCGACCACUACCUGGAGGUGCUGCGCGAGCCCGCCGUCUUCGGGCGCCUGUCGGGCGCCGAGCGCGACCUGCUGCUGCGCCGCCGCCUGCGCGCCGGCCGCGCCCGCCUUCUGGCCGCCGCGCUCGGCCCGGCCGGGGAGCGCGCGGGCAGCCGGCCGCAGAGCCCGUCCGGGGAGGCGGAGGGCCGAGGCGACGCCGCCGUCUACUGCUUCCACGAGGCGGCCGGCGAGUGGCGCGAGCUGACGCGGCUGCCCGAGGGCGCGCCGGCUCGGGGCUGCGGCCUGUGCGUGCUCUACAACUACCUCUUCGUGGCCGGCGGCGUGGGGCCCGCAGGCCCCGACGGCCGCGCGCGGCCCUCGGACCGGGUCUUCUGCUACAACCCGUCCACCGACCGCUGGAGCACCGUGCGGCCGCUGCGCCAGGCGCGCUCGCAGCUGCAGCUGCUGGCCCUGGACGGCCACCUGUAUGCCGUGGGCGGCGAGUGCCUGCUCAGCGUGGAGCGCUACGACCCGCGCGCCGACCGCUGGGCCACCGUGGCCCCGCUGCCCCGGGGCGCCUUCGCCGUGGCGCACGAGGCCACUACCUGCAACGGCGAGAUCUACGUGUCCGGGGGCUCACUCUUCUACCGCCUGCUCAAGUACGACCCGCGGCGCGACGAGUGGCAGGAGUGUCCGUGCAGCAGCAGCCGCGAGCGCUCGGCCGACAUGGUGGCCCUGGACGGCUUCAUCUACCGCUUCGACCUGUGCGGGGGCCGCGGCGAUGCGCCGGGGGCCGGGCCUGCGGGGGGGGUCAGCGUGCUCCGCUACCACUGCCUGGCCAAGCAGUGGAGCCGCUGCGCCUCGCACCUGCGGCCCCCCGGCGCGCCGUCGGGCCUCCAGCCCUUCCGCUGUGCCGCGCUGGAUGGCACCAUCUACUGCGUGAGCCGCGCGGGCACCUGGCGCUUCGUGCCGCCCCCGGACGGCGAGCCCGGCGCCGGCGACGCGGGCCCCGAAGGCAGCUUCGAGCUCCAGUCGCUCCGAGCCCCCGCGGACGCCCGGGGCCUGCUCUUCCCGUUCGUGCUCAACCUGCAGGAGGAGAAGCCAGACCGAGGCGAGGAGGGCGCCGCGUAGGGUGGGCCGGGACACCCGGGCGUGUCCCUCGGCAGCCCUGAGCCAGGGGACGCCCCGAGGGCCGAGGUCCCAACUGGGAAACUGGAAGGGGCGAGGGGAGAGCAGGCGGGGAGGGAGAGAGUCGGGGGAGGGCCCCAGUGGGCCCCGCCCAGCCCACGGGAUCAUUUAAAGGCUUAGAAGGUAGAAGCUUGUCGCGGGGCCUUGAAGACCUUCUGCGAUGCUGUAUUAAGGCCCGCUUCCUAGUCCGCAUUCCUUUUGCUUUGCUUUGCUUUGCUUUGCUUAAUGGGGUCGAUGGCAAGAUGUAGGAUGUGUGCAGAUAGGUAACCUUACAAAUAAGAUACAAAAUACCUGAGAAAGAAAGAAACAGAAUGAGAGAUGAAGCCUCUGGGUGCAGUGGGUGAGGCCUGGAGUGUACCGGGGUGUCCUGUCCUCGGUAUCACUUGUGGAGUGGCCGGGAGGCCCGACCUGAGUCGUGUGGGGUACCAGGUACCCGUUGCUUCCUGCACCAUGAGAGGGGACCUCGGGGCCACCUCCCAGAGCUGAGAUCCUAAGUUAGGCCAACAUGAACUAUAUUAGUGGAACAACUACAAGAAGGUCAUACUUCUUUCGGCUUGAGGUUUAAAAGUAUAACUGAUAAGUAAAGCUUUUAAACCCUUUCUAAGUUAGUUUAAAAGUUUCUGCCACAUGUGCUUAACUUGCGGUUGGCUCCACUCCAAAUGUAGUAAGUAUUAAGGGUGAAAUCUUUGAUUCCCAAUAAGAUCUGUCCAGUGAACACUGGAAGUAUCUCCUCUGUCAUCACAGGGGCCCAGAUAUGGUCAAAGGCCCACACACCUCAAGAGCAGGUCCUUCUCACCGCUUAACUGAGAUGGGUUUAAUAUUUUCAAGUUAAGAGAUGUUAAUAAUUAUGUUGAGUGAUGUAGUAACGAUUUGCUCUUAUUUGAGUUUUAAAUCUUUGAUGACUGAAUGUUUUCCAAAGAGCAUGUCAUCAGUAGGAAAAGUGGGCAGUGGCCGUGGUGCUUGUCUGCUUUAAAAGGAGCAUUUGGUACCCACCAGGUUUGCUCAGCCACUUUGAUAUUUCAUAGUGGGCUCAAAAAGAGUAGUAUUCCCCCCCCCCAAAAAGAAGGUUAAAAUCCUUUCUUUUUGAGAGUUCUAAAGAGUAACAUGCAGGCACAUUUGAACCCACUACUUACGAUUUUUUUUU